Molecule: messenger RNA, 7326 nt
Organism: Lagopus muta (rock ptarmigan)
Lineage: Eukaryota; Metazoa; Chordata; Aves; Galliformes; Phasianidae
Gene: KCNQ2
Product: potassium voltage-gated channel subfamily Q member 2
Exons: 17
Coding region: 21-2684 (887 amino acids)
Biological process (GO): potassium ion transport; transmembrane transport
Cellular component (GO): membrane
Molecular function (GO): voltage-gated potassium channel activity
Source: RefSeq, a predicted model, not a curated record
CGCCGCCCUCGGCCACCACCAUGGUGCAGAAAUCCCGCAACGGAGGCGUUUACCCGGGGCCCGCCGCCGAGAAGAAGCUGAAGGUGGGCUUCGUAGGGCUGGACCCGGGAGCUCCGGACUCCAGCCGGGACGGGGCUCUGCUCAUCGCCGGUUCCGAGAGCACCAAACGGGGUAGCAUCCUCAGCAAACCCCGUUCGGGGGUGUCGGGCAGCGGGAAGCCCCCCAAAAGGAAUGCUUUUUACCGCAAGCUGCAGAAUUUUCUCUACAAUGUGCUGGAAAGACCGCGGGGCUGGGCUUUCAUUUACCACGCAUACGUUUUUCUACUUGUUUUCUCCUGCCUGGUGCUGUCUGUCUUCUCAACCAUCGAUGAGUAUCAGAACAGCUCUGAAGGGGCCCUUUAUAUUCUGGAAAUUGUCACCAUCGUGGUGUUUGGGGUGGAGUAUUUUGUGCGGAUCUGGGCAGCCGGCUGCUGCUGUCGGUACCGGGGCUGGAGAGGAAGGUUGAAAUUUGCCCGCAAGCCUUUCUGUGUCAUUGACAUCAUGGUGCUGAUCGCGUCCAUUGCUGUGCUGGCAGCGGGCUCCCAGGGCAACGUCUUUGCCACCUCGGCGCUCAGGAGCUUGCGCUUCCUGCAGAUCCUGCGCAUGAUCCGCAUGGACCGGCGGGGUGGCACCUGGAAGCUGUUGGGCUCCGUGGUUUACGCGCACAGCAAGGAGCUGAUUACUGCCUGGUAUAUUGGCUUCCUCUGCCUCAUCCUGGCCUCUUUCCUGGUAUACUUGGCCGAGAAAGGAGAAAAUGAGCACUUUGAUACAUACGCAGAUGCACUCUGGUGGGGUCUGAUCACUCUGACCACCAUUGGCUAUGGGGACAAGUACCCACAGACUUGGAAUGGGCGACUGCUGGCUGCAACCUUCACACUCAUCGGUGUUUCCUUCUUCGCUCUCCCUGCCGGCAUUUUAGGUUCGGGGUUUGCACUGAAGGUUCAGGAGCAGCAUCGGCAAAAACACUUUGAGAAGAGACGCAACCCAGCAGCAGGCCUGAUUCAGGCUGCAUGGAGGUUCUAUGCUACCAACCUGUCCCGCACAGACCUGCACUCUACGUGGCAGUACUACGAGCGCACAGUCACCGUCCCCAUGUACAGCACGCAAACGCAAACGUACGGUGCCUCCAGACUCAUCCCUCCUUUGAACCAGCUGGAGCUCCUGAGGAACCUGAAGAGCAAAUCGGGACUGACAUUCAGGAAAGAGCAGCAGCCCGAACCAUCGCCAAGUCAGAAGGUCAGUUUGAAAGAUCGUGUCUUCUCCAGUCCCCGCGGUGCUGGCACCAAAGGGAAAGGCUCUCCACAGGCUCAGGGCAUCCGGAGGUCCCCCAGUGCUGACCAGAGCAUCGAGGACAGCCCCAGCAAGGUGCCCAAGAGCUGGAGCUUCGGAGACCGCAGCAGAGCCCGGCAGGCUUUCCGCAUCAAGGGAGCUGCAUCGCGGCAGAACUCCGAAGAAGCAAGCCUGCCUGGAGAAGACAUUCCUGAUGAGAAUAAAAGCUGCAACUGUGAGUUUGUGACAGAAGAUUUAACACCAGGACUGAAAGUCAGCAUCAGGGCAGUGUGCAUUAUGCGAUUUCUCGUCUCCAAACGCAAGUUUAAGGAGAGCCUUCGGCCCUAUGAUGUGAUGGACGUCAUCGAGCAGUACUCAGCUGGCCACCUGGACAUGCUCUCCCGGAUUAAAAACCUCCAAUCCAGGAUAGAUAUGAUUGUGGGUCCCCCGCCCCCUUCAACUCCCCGGCAUAAGAAGUAUCCAACCAAAGGACCCAUGUAUUCUUCCAAAGAAUCUCCCCAAUACUCGCCUAGAGUUGACCAGAUCGUUGGGAGAGGAUCCUCCAUGACCGACAAGGAUCGGACCAAAGGCCCAGCCGAGGGGGAGCUGCCUGAAGACCCCAGCAUGAUGGGCAGACUUGGGAAAGUUGAAAAACAGGUUCAGUCGAUGGAGAAGAAGCUGGACUUCCUGGUGAACAUCUACAUGCAGAGAAUGGGUAUCCCACCGACGGAGACGGAGGCCUACUUCGGCUCCAAAGAACCAGACCCAGCCCCUCCCUACCACAGCCCCGAGGACAGCAGGGAGCACAUCGACAAGAACGGCUGCAUCAUCAAGAUCAUCAGGUCCACCAGCUCCAUGGGUCAGAAGAACUUCUCAGCUCCGCCGGCCCCGACCAACUCGUGCCCGCCCUCGACGUCGUGCCAGCAGCAGCCCUACCAGCGGCAGAGUCACGGCUCCUCGCCCGUCGGAGACCCCGGCUCGCUCGUCCGCAUCCCACCUCCGCCCUCCCACGAGCGCUCCCUGUCAGCCUACAGCGGCGGGCACAGGGCGAGCGCAGAGUACCUGCGGAACGAAGACAUUACCACCAAACACCACGAGAGCGCCCUGAGAGACAGCGACACGUCCAUCUCCAUCCCCUCGGUAGACCACGAGGAACUGGAGCGCUCUUUCAGCGGCUUUAGUAUUUCCCAGUCCAAAGAGAAUUUGGACAUCCUUAACAACGGUUGCUAUGCGGCCGUGGCCAAAAUCAGACCCUACAUUGCGGAAGGGGAAUCGGACACCGAUUCUGACCUCUGCACACCCUGUGGCCCUCCUCCCAGGUCGGCCACGGGCGAGGGACCCUUCAGUGACAUGGGCUGGUCAGCCCCCCGGCAGUGAGGGCCCCGUGCAGCCUCAAGCCAUGGCCGAGUCCCGGCAGCUGCCCACUCCAGCUGUCCUCGUGUCGAACUUCUCAAGGAGAUGGACAGCUAAGGGUUUCCUCCAUCUAGGACAUCCUUAGCUGCCGGAUGCUUUCUUGCAGCUUACUCUGGGGGGCAAUGAGCAGACCCAAGCCUGCGGGAGUGGAAGAGGUCACGGUGGUGAGCGAACUGGAGCCGUGAAGUCCGGAUUUCUUUCAUACUCUCUUUCUAAGAUCCUUAGGUGAAAUUCUUUCAUGGUGCAGGAUAGGCAAUUUGCAUUUCUUCUGAAUGUUUAGAGAUGUGGGGCAGGAAUAAAUCACCCGGCCAGGGCUUUUGGAGGUCACAUCAAGUGGUAUUGAGCAGUGUCACAUGGCAGUUGCCAAACCGUGGCACUGGUGAUUACACCUUUCAGUAUUUUGGAGUCGCAGAAUGAACACGUGUCAGUUUCUAGCUUAGAUUUUAGGUCGCAUGAAAAUUGCUGGAGCGAUAUUACUCUGUGGUUCGCCAUUAACAGUCAGGAAGAUGGGAGAGUUCCAAAAUAAUACAUGAAAAUUUUGUGCAUGUCCCUGGAGGAGUGGGACAGUGGCUAGAAUAUUUGUAUAAACAGAAGUUGUGGCUUCCAAGUAGGACAGGUUAGGGGAAUGUUCUGAACCAGCAUGGUUUGGAAAUUCUCCUUGUCCAACAGCUGAGGAAAAUGAAAAACUCAUGAAUACGAGCUUGAAUGCAAGAGCUGAGACAACCCAGGGAACAUAGAAAUAAGACAGAGAAGGAGAAUAAGUGACUGUGUGGCUGGAAUUUUAUAUUUUAAACCGUGUAUUAUCUUCAAUUAUCUCUCUCCUUCCGUUGACAUGCCCUGGAGGUGCUUUGGAAGCAAUGGCAAACCAAAGGCAACCCCUCCGUAGGGCUGCCAUGGUGUAAAACUGUUCUUACGGCCAGCAGGGUUGUUGCGGAGUCACAGCAACAGCAGUCCAAAGGGAAAUAUGCAAGACGCUGCAGUUCCCGCAUUGCUGCAAGCUAAGUGCUGAGCUCCAUCCUUUUGAAUUCCUGUUGGUCAGAGCAGGCCCUUUUCUUACAGUUUGCAUUGUGCCUGAACACUUUUGCACACACUUAUGCCCGGUGAAAAUCCUCCCUUUCUUCUUCUGCCCUGGCGAGAAUCUCACACCCCUGUUCUCUGGACAUCCUUUGGCUUGUUUGGAUCUCUUGAGCUGAAUUAAGAGGUACUUCUUUGUUUCUUCAUGAACUUUCAGAAGCCUCUUAACUGUGUGUGCCCACAAGUUGUGCCAAUCCAAAUCUGCCCCAUUGUGUUGUUUCUGUUUGUCUUGGAAGGAUCAUCGUGUUGCUAUCAGGAACUCCAGCAGUAUAUUCAGCUGGAGGAGGGUGAGGGGAAAAGUGAUGCUCAGUAUUUCUUUUGGGACCAAAAAAAAGCCACAAAGUGAUCUUUUACAUGGAUAGAGAGAUUUUUUUUUUUGCAAGAGAAUGGAUCAAAGUGUGUUUUGGGAUCUGUCUCCAAGCCUAGGACUAACAGUGUUGUGCCUCUGAUGCCUCCUGUGUACCUACAGCCCAAAUCCUGAGUGUUUUUUUUGCAAUAGCCAGGGCUGUAUCUGAUUUUAAACCCCAUCUCUCCACUAUCUCCCCAUGUUGUACCAACAGCUUCUGAGGAUAUUUAGGUGACAGCUUAAUUUCUGCGUGGCCUUUCAGAGGUUGAACAUUGAUUUGUUUGGGUUGAAGGGAGAAUCACGGCUUCCUCUUCCUGUUUGCUUGGCAGCAGCCAGGUGAAACCCAAACUGUUUUAGCCUUUGGGAAGAUGUGGGUGCAUCUGUGAGCUUACAGACAGGAGGUAAAACCACCCUUUGGUAGUGCUCAGACUAACAUGCAGGGCUCCACAUGGGAUCAAAGAAUGGGGGAGUAAAAGGAGUGUAAAAUGGCUGUAGAUUGUGCAGAUUUGGCCUUGCUGUGUUGCAAGGUUAGAUUCCUUCAGGUAGAGCAAGAUUUUCACCAUAUCAGAGAUAAUAAACAUUUGCAAUCUUUUUAAUUAUUAUUAAUUAUUAUUAUUAUUAUUUUUGACAACUACUUUUUGAGACCUGCUGGAAAUCUGGCACAGAAUGCUCCAUGUAAGGAUGAGGGUGAUGAUGUGUGAUCCUAUUACAGCAGAGAUAUUUGCCUGGUCUCUAAAUAUAGGUGACAAAGCCAAUAGUACUUCAAGGCACAAUAUAAGUGGAAUACAGUUUUCAUUGUGUCCUAAAUUUGAAGCUCUGUUGGCUCUGAUUUGAAUGUGCAUUUCCCAGUUCUUUCUCUUGCCCAGCUGAUGCUAUACCCUCUAACACAGGUAAUGCCAGUGUGUCCUGAGGAGACAUAGUUCCACUGUGUCCACUGUAAGUUUGCUACAUUGCAGUCCUUUACCUCCUUAGGGACUGCAUAGGAAGAAUUGUUCCCCUCUUUAGGCCAAAGUCUAUAAAGAUUUCCUGACUUGUAGCUUUAAAAUGUUUUACUUUUGUCCCCCAGUCACAGAAAACAAGUUUUAUAUCUGUACAGCAUAGAUCGUAUCUUACUGCUACAAAUUUCAUCAAGAAUUGUUUGGAAGAGAUAAGCAAUGUUGCAUUCUGAUCCAUAGCAUCAUUUCAAAGAACUUCUGACCCCUUCGACCACAGCCAUCCCAUAAAUCACCACUUCUUGUUCAUCCUGGCAAAAAGGCUUGACCUGGAUUUUGGGGUUAACUUCAUGCCAGAAUUGAUUCCAAAUAAUGCUCUUAUUUCAAAGAAAUGAUUCAUGGCUGUGUGAAUGGGAACAGAGCCUGCUCUAACUAAAGGUUUUGUUCUUUAUCAGCAAAGCUCCUUGCAAAGCCUUCACUUUCAGUCCCUCGAUUUCCCAAUGCUUAUAUCACACACUCCUGGUGAUAAUCUCCCCCCAGAAGUCUUAACCACCAGGUUAAAAGAAAUAAAUUGGUUUUACUUUGCUCAUAAGGCAGUCCCACAUAAAGACUCUUAAAAUGACAUGCAGGCCGACUUUGUCCUUUUGCUGAGCCUCUCUUGGGCUGUCUUUGCUCCCCUAUUCCUCCUGUUCGGUUUCUUAUUUUUUGUCAGACCCCAAAGGGUGGAAAGAAGCUUCAGGCCAUGCUAUGUGUGAACACAGGAGAGCUGAAGAGCACUUGAAGGUCCCAAUUUCCAGCAGGCUAUCUUGAACUGCUCCCGAGCUGCCCAUGCUCACGUGGACACAAAUUCUACAGAUGACUCCACCUGUGGGAUGGGGUAAUCCCUGACACGCUCCCUGCCAAGAGGGAGCUCAAGUUGCCUGAGAUAUCUGUGACAAGAGAUGUGGCCGGAGAUGCUGCAAGCUCCAUGCAGGUGGCCUUUCCCAACGUGACCUUGAGACAUAAGAACAGAGCACUAGCCAUAAGUCGCAUUUCCCAACAUUUGGGAAGAGACUUUAAUGUUACUCCAGUGCAGAUUUUGUAUGUGAAUUUCCUUGUUGACUCAUUUUCUUAUUAAUAAUUUUUAGAACAAGAAUAUCAAGGAACUCGCUGAAAAAACAGAACAAAUCCUGUUCAGCUCAGAAAGCCAUUACAGUUCUUUAGUCAGACUAUGAGAUAGAUCAGGUUUUCUAAAAAUGUGUUUUGUUUCAAAUGCUGCUUAAUAGAUCCAAACAAAUUCUGCGGGGCCAUUGCUCUUUACAGAUAAAUAGAUAUAUUUUUACAUUUCUAAUUGAUUUUUAGGAUUUUAAAUUGAAUUUUUAGAACAAGUUUGUAUAAUCUACCUGAAAAGCCAGAGCACUGCUGCAGAUACAAGCGCUCCCCUUCCUUACUGUUACCCAAGAGAAAGGAAAGAUGUAUUUCUUCCUUCUUUUCUCAGGAGGGAGCUACUGCAAGCCUCAUUUCCUUUAUAUCCUCAGACCAUUGGGGUCACAACAACAUUAUUACGAAACACAAAAUGAAAGCGUUAAAAGAGACACUGAGGUUUCAGUCCUGCCAAGGCCAGAGGAGGAAGCGUGGGGUCAGGUUCAGACGCCUCGCUGGGGCCAGGUGGGCACCCGGAUGGUAGCACUGAGGUGGGGUUUUCUUGUUUCUCAACCAGAAGGUCUUCCUCUUGGCUGAACAGCAGCUGCUAUGGCCUUGCGAAAAAUUCAUCUCAUAGAAGACCAGAAGAUGACACUGGCUUGCCUCAGGACUCCCCUUAUAAGAAAUUCCUAAGCAAUAUAUACAAGUUAUCCCGUAUAAAGGCCCGUAGCACUGAGAAUUACAUUGGGAAUGUCAAAAAGCCCAGGAAUAGAGUAAGUCUUUCUGUUUCUCCAUCCACACUCAUGCAAGCCUUCAGGUUGGGUGAGCCACCAAGCCCCCAUCCCUUCCUCCCCAGACACUGCUCCUGUGCCAGCAGUGCUCCGGGCCACAACUGCACACCCAUGUCCCUUUCUGUUUUGAUCGGCUUCCUUUCCAUGUAUGAGGAACAAGGAAAUCAGAUACAAAAGCUCCUUCACCUGCAUGUAACAUUGAGGCUGCGACGUGGAAGGAUGUGGCCCUGGGGUGUAAAAGCAAAGUUCUGCUUUUAGCACUCAAACCUUUCUGUCUCACAGCGCAAAAGCUGCUUGGGGCAAGGGCUGUGGGUUGGUUGGUUGGUGUCUUUUUUUUUUUU